Messenger RNA from Lotus japonicus, 2465 nucleotides. RefSeq lists its product as uncharacterized. NCBI's taxonomy places the organism in Eukaryota, Viridiplantae, Streptophyta, Magnoliopsida, Fabales, Fabaceae. The coding region runs from base 274 to 2337 and encodes 687 amino acids. The record is from RefSeq and is a predicted model, not a curated record. The transcript is spliced from 10 exons.
AACACUGUCACCAACACACACAAAAUUUUCUAAAAAUAUAAAAAAAUUAAAUAAAAAAUUGAAAAGUCACAUAAAAAACAACAGAAAUUUCCGCUCAAAUUCAUUCAUUCUCCUUUUGCUUUUCUCAGAAGUUUCUUCCUUCCUCAUUUUACUGCUUGGAAUUCGUCACUCUCACUGGAGAUUUUCACUGGCUUCAGCAGCAGCUGCUACUGUUUUGAAUCGCUUUGUAUUCUUCUAUGAUUGUUUACUUGAGGUGCAUGUGGUUGAUAUCCUAUGGAAACAGUGGUUGGAAUUGAGGAUAAUGAUUUUGGGAAGCUUGGAGACAGUGGGAUUGAUAGAAGCAGUUCUGCUUUGUCUUCACCGAAGCAGGUUGCUAACCCAAUUGUAUACAAGCUCGUACGGGUUGAAGGUGAUGGGAGGUUAGUGCCUGCAACAGAUGACGAAGUGAAGAAGGUGGAGGGUUUUCUUGAGUAUGAAAACAGUGAAAUGCGUGUUGUUGCAGAUACUGGACAAAGUCUGGAGUGCAUAUCAAUUGAGCGAUCCUCUUCUGGGAAGCUUCGAUUGGAGUGCCCUGAAGGCACCGCAGAAGCAGAUUUGGGGAAGCUAAAUGCGAGGUUUCAGUACAUUGAACAGAUUUUGCAAAAGGUCAAACAUGAAGAGAAACUUCGCCUGUCAUCUGGAUCACCUGUUCAUUCUCAUGUAAAUAUAGAAAGCCAGUGUUCUGCUGAUAAAUUUCCUGUCAUAGAUGGGAAGGUUCAAUCUGGAACUCUCAACCAGGAAAUACCUUCUAUAGCAUCAAGUUUAAAUUAUAGUCAUAGUAAUCAAUCUGGGAGUAUAGAUCAGUGUUCCAGACCUUCAGAUGGAGUGAUAGAAAGUGGAUCAUCUGCUUCUGCUGUAUGUUCAGCUUUGGAGCCUGAUUCUUCAAUGGUAGAUGAAGAAAUAUGCUUGGACAAGCUAUCAAUCAGAGAACUUCAUGAACUGUUUAAGGUAACUUUUGGUCGGGAAACUACAGUGAAAGACAAACAGUGGCUGAAGAGGAGGAUUUCCAUGAGUUUAACUAACUCAUGUGAUGUCUCAGCGACAACUUUCAUUGUUAAAGAUAACAAAAUGAUUAGAAAAUGUGAAGAAGACUGUUCUGGAAACGUGAAUGCUGCAGAUGUUAUCUCUGUGGAAAAUGUGGCAGGGGAAGAGGAUAGCAAAUUUAAGGAUUCAUCUGCAGUGGAGGAUUGUGGGUUUGAGAAUAACCCAAGUGUUACUGAAUCAAGUCUGGAAAAUCUUAAUAUGGAACAUGAACUGAGUGGUGAGGAUCACCUAAGAGAACAAAGAGCUGCGAAAAGAAUGCGGAGGCCCACUAAGAGAUAUAUCGAAGAGCUCUCUGAAAAUGAAUCUAGAGAGCAUAACCCUAGGUUGCCAAGUUCUAACAAAAAUAUGGGAUUUGGACAUGUUUCUCCAACUUCAUGCGCGAGGCCUGCUGGGAAUGCUUUUCCAGAGGCAAGAACAUUUAUCACCAGAUUAGACUCUCUUGGAGGUUCUGGCAUUCAAAUUCCUUGUGUUUCUCGGGUUCGAAGAAGUCGUCCAAGGAAAAAUCUCACAUCUCUUAUGAAAACUCCAAGUCUGUUUCAGAAAUUCCAUCCAACUGGUGUGGGUGAGGCUGCAGAGUUGGGUUGUAAGGUACUCAGAGAGCAUGGUUCUGAUGGUGGUGAGAGUCAAGACUGUGGUGAGAGUCAGGACGGUGGUGAGAGUCAGGACCAGGUCUUGAAGCCAAGACCCUCGUGUGAAAAGGUUCAUCAGCCAUUUGCUUCAGAACCUGUUCAAGAGAAGCAGUGCUCAGCAAUAGGCACAACUGAGCUACAGCAGGAAUUGAGGCCUAAAAGGGAAGAGCCUAAAAGGGAAGAGCCUAAGAGGGAAGAGCCAUCUAGCCAUCCUUCAGAGGACAACAUAGUUACUGUUCCCACUGCCAAAGGUGGAAUGAGAAGGAAACAUCAUCGAGCAUGGACUCUUGUUGAGGUAAUGAAAUUGGUUGAAGGCGUGUCACGGUGUGGUGCAGGGAAGUGGUCUGAGAUCAAACGGCUCUCCUUUUCAUCGGCUUCCUAUCGUACCUCUGUUGAUCUUAAGGACAAGUGGAGGAAUUUGCUCAAAGCUAGCUAUGCGCAGACACCUGCAGAUGUGGGGAUGAAGAAGCAUGGUACAGUUCCCAUUCCAGAGCCAAUUUUAGUUCGUGUGAGGGAGCUUGCAGAGAGGAAUUCUCAGGUGCCUUCUAGCUAUAUCUCAAGCAAGUCAAAAGCUGGUGCAGGGGUUGUGUAUGGAGAUAGAUCAGGAGUAGAAGCAAUGUUGUAGGCAGAUGAGAGAUUUAUCAGAUGUUUAAUGCACUGAGGAAAUGUUUAAUAGCGUCGUGCCAGUUCUUCCCUGUGGCUGCUUUUGGUCGUUGUAAAUUUUGUGCUAGUAAUAUAUCCUCUAGUUUAGAA